UUGCCUCGCAUGGUCCCCGAGUUCCCGACCGUUUUUAACAUCCAUAUCUACCCGGAACUCUCACCUCGUAGAGAAGAUUGUUCAGCUUGUAUUCCAUAUAGAACCUCUGGGAUGAAAAGAGGUGCUGAUACAAAAUGAACACAAUCAAAUCAACCUGGUACGGCUGGGGAGUGCUUUGCGUCGCUGGCGGAGGCGCAUACUACUUCGCGAAGAAAUCCAUCAAUGCCGACAGAGCUGCGCGUCAUGAGGAGGAGAUGAAGAGAAAGUCUAUUCAACGUCGCCUAGAACAACAGGCUUACUCCUCCAAUACCGCUUCUUCUACAAAGACCAAGAAGGUGAAGGAACAGACGGACCCCAACAGUGGCACACACAAUACAAAAGGACUGGAUCACGCAGGAAGCCCAAGCAGCGAAAUUAGUGAGGAUGCGGCUCCGGUUGGCCACGCGCCCGUGGAUAAUGAUCAGCGAGUGCGAGAAAGGAGCAAGUACGAAGCCGCAGAACCAUACCGCAGCAAGAAGGGUGACCGGUUCAGUUGAAUUUGGCAGUUGCCUGGGAUUCAGAAAAACUAUACAGCUUCAAGGUAUUCUCUGAUGCUGGCAAUGGGAAAGCCCAUCAUUCUGUACAACCAUCGUCCGCGGAUCCCUAAGUCCAGGACCGUGCAUGCAAUGUACCAUGCUCCAAAUGCACUUCAAAUCUUCAAAACGCCUGUGUGUGCUGCGCUGAUCCUUCCGUUGCAAACCAGUGCCCGUGUUCCCAGCCCAAUGCAUAACGCCCCGUCAAGUCUUGUGUGGUCAAUAUAAUUUAUUGUCCGUCCAUCUUAGGCGUGGCAGCACAGAGGUGCAUAUUGCUUCUUCGAUGCAUUCGGAUGCCCAGAUGCUCUUUCUCGCUUAGAUUCAAUUGCCGGCGGGACAAAAGGUAGAACGACGGCCGAGGUAAUCAAAGUGCCUGCAACGGCUGAUUGAAGUCGCGUUGCCUGUCUGGGUGCCUGUGCAGAGAAAUGGCGGAUGGCGUUUUGUGAGAAAGAGUGUGUAGCGGCACUGGCGAGACUCAUGGUGGCAGCUUUAAUGUUUUGUAAAAACGAGGCUAUGGUGUUCGCUAUACUUUGGUACGAGUUCGCGGGGUGUGAGGGCUGAUGGAGUGCGAGUGCGUGAGAUAAUGAGAGGGUCUGCUAAAGUAGGUACUUUAAGUUAUGAGAAGGACGUCUUCGACGAGAAAAGUACUGUUUGUAAGGGACUGGUGCCGCCUUUGUGGUCGUGGAAUGUAGAGAUCAACAAACGAGGACCUUGUGGUUGUUGGGCAUCGAGUCACCUGAGGGGAACACUUGAAGUACGUGGGAUUUGGAGAAAUUGCGUGCUUCCGAAAGGCAUACGCGCAGGGGACUGGCAGGCUGAUAUAUCAGGUAAGGGUCUGGAUGCGGUGGCCUGAGAUGCCCAAAUUUCCCGGUAGCAUCGCUGCCGAAGAUCAGACAACUUGGGCGGGGGAGUAGUACCUUAGUACGCCGUUAUAUUCUAGUUGUACAGGAUUCGAAUUGAUCAU
Exophiala dermatitidis NIH/UT8656 is the source of this 1536-nucleotide messenger RNA. RefSeq lists its product as uncharacterized. The record is from RefSeq and is a predicted model, not a curated record. The transcript has 3 exons. Bases 135 to 536 code for a protein of 133 amino acids. NCBI's taxonomy places the organism in Eukaryota, Fungi, Ascomycota, Eurotiomycetes, Chaetothyriales, Herpotrichiellaceae.